AUGCCCAUAAUCCAAUUCUCACCCUUCUCCUCGGUCGUGUCUCCUGCCUUCUGGCACAAACUCACCGAACUCAAGAUCGACGUCCUCCGACUCUCUGAUGCGCCUUUGACGAUCUCGGGGACCUAUACCGCAGGACGGAGCAUCGUCGAUCGGGAGACGGGGCAGGAGGUGGUGCUGCCGUGCUCGUUUGGGGUUGAGGGGGAGAGCUUUGAGGUGUCGGGUGUUACUGGGGUUGGUGUUGGUACUGGUGGGGUAGGAGGUGUGAGUGUAGGAGAAGGAGGAGGAAGAAGGAAGGGAACGGUGAAGGUCCAGGGGACGUUCAAGAACUUUAACACCAUCGAGGAGUUUAAGAGUAGUGAUAAGACUGCGUUGUUUAACGAGGAGGCGCAGAAGGUGCGUCUUCAUCUCUCCCUCCAUCUCUUUCCUGCCCUUCCGCCUCACAACCAACCAAUCACCAACCAAUCACUAACCAAUACCUACGCGACACGGCAGAUCUGGACCUCGAUCCUGACGACGAAAUCCACGAAAGAGCUGACCCGCUUCUUCCUCAUCUCCUUCGCUGAUCUCAAGAAAUACAAGUACUACUACUGGUUCGGCUUCCCCGCCUUUGUCGCCAAACCCGCUUGGGAGAUCGGGAGUGAGGGGUGGAAGAGUGCGAAGGAGAGGUUUAGUGCUGAUCAGCUCUCGUCUAUCGACGCCCAAAUCAAGGAUCGGCCGUUCUUCCUCGUCGCUGGUACACCCAAUGGUGAUUAUACGGUUGGGAAUGUGGAGGAUUACGAGACGUUUUUCAAGGGUGUUGCGACAGAGAACCGCAUAAUCGGCUUCAUCGACCCCUCCGCCGACCCCGCCAACCCAGGCUGGCCACUCCGCAAUCUCCUCGCCUACCUCCGCGCCCUCCACCCCGAGUCUACCUCUGAACUCACCGUCCUCAGGUGGAGGGACACGCAGAAUUCCAAGUUGGGGGUUGUUACGUUGAAUGUUGAGGGGACCUCGAAUGCGACCCCGUCGGUGGACGAACGGCCCAGCGCUGUUGGGUGGGAGCGAAAUCCGCAGGGCAAGCUUGGAGCUAGGUUGGCUGAUUUGGGGCCUAUGAUGGAUCCUACGAGACUCGCCGCUCAAGCCGUCGACCUCAACCUCAAACUCAUGCGAUGGCGUAUCCUCCCCCAACUUGACCUCGAGAAGGUGCGCGAUACGAAAUGUUUGCUGUUGGGUGCUGGGACGUUGGGGUGUUAUGUUGCGAGGGGGUUGAUGGCCUGGGGCGUGCGCAACAUCACCCUCCUCGACUCUUCACGCGUCUCGUUCUCGAAUCCGGUUCGACAACCUCUGUUCACGUUUGAGGAUUGUUUGGAUGGGGGGAGGCCUAAAGCUGAAUGUGCUGCUGAGCGGUUGAAAGCGAUUUUCCCUGGUGUGAAUGCGCGUGGUGUGGCGCUUAGUAUUCCGAUGCCUGGGCAUCCGGUCGGGGCUGGGAGUGUUGAGCAAGUGAAAGCGGACGUGGCGAAGCUGGAACAACUCAUCGAAGAGCACGAUGCUGUGUUUUUGUUGAUGGAUUCUAGGGAGAGUCGGUGGUUGCCUACUGUUAUUGGGGCUAGUAAAGGCAAGUCCCUCACGGAUCGAACGCUCGACCAGAUGUGUACCGUUACGAGGCCCGGUCUUGCGCCUAUCGCUGCUGCGACGGCUGUUGAGCUGUUGACGAGCGUGUUGCAGCAUCCUGAUGGGAUCCACGCGCAACCCCCACCCCCUUCCUCAGCAGGAGGCGCAGGGGACUUCCUACCGACUUCAUCUUACGCUGAGCAAGGCGGGAGCGUGCUCGGGAUGGUACCGCACCAGAUCCGUGGGUUCCUUGCUCAGUUUAGGAAUUUGCAGUUGGUUGGGAGUGGGUAUGAGCGGUGUGUUGGGUGUAGUGAAGCUAUCCUCCAAGCAUACGAAUCCCAAGGUUUCGCGAUGCUUCUUAAAGCGUUUAAUGAAGACAAGUACCUGGAAAAGUUGAGUGGGUUGGAUAAGCUUGCGGAGGAGGGUGAGGCUGUGCUUGAGGCUGUUGACUGGGAGGAGGACGGUGGGGAUGAUUUUUAG
Messenger RNA from Coprinopsis cinerea okayama7#130, 2070 nucleotides. Its product is annotated as autophagy protein 7. Gene Ontology annotation, molecular function: Atg12 activating enzyme activity; Atg8 activating enzyme activity. Gene Ontology annotation, biological process: piecemeal microautophagy of the nucleus; protein modification by small protein conjugation; C-terminal protein lipidation. NCBI's taxonomy places the organism in Eukaryota, Fungi, Basidiomycota, Agaricomycetes, Agaricales, Psathyrellaceae. Gene Ontology annotation, cellular component: cytoplasm; phagophore assembly site. The coding region runs from base 1 to 2070 and encodes 689 amino acids. The record is from RefSeq and is a predicted model, not a curated record. The transcript has 11 exons.